GGCAUGGGAUAGGGAGGAAAGUUGGAAAGAUUUCAUUCGAGACAUUCAUCGUCAGAUUUUCCCGAAUGGUGGAGAUGGUGGAGAAGGAUGUGUCGUUCUUGAGUUGAAGGAUGUGAGGUUCGCAUUUUCAUCACGACCAUGAACGGUCCCACCCAUGAGAGGUUCAUUGCUUUGUUCAGGUGUAGAGGUUUGCACCUCAGAGAACGCAUGCAGAAAGUAUGCAAUGAAAGAAUGCACUGGGUAUUAUCACUUCCGAUGCGAUGAUGAAAUGAAGCAAGCGCAAUGGAUGGAUCCUAGAACUCGAUACUCGUCUCGAUUUUUUGGAGACGGGGCGACUAUCACGGGGAGAAAUGUGAUCUCCAAGACUUUCGAGAAUUGAAGAAAAAGAUUCUCAUCAAGAGCUAGAGGGGAUCUUCAUUCUGGGAUGGUGAAUCAUGGAGCAGGGCUUUACCCGCAUGACCUCCCUGUACUGUACAACUUUGGACUAUUGACGAAAUUAUACGCGAAAAGAGGGAGAUGUCUCCUCUGGGACAAGCAACGCAGAACAUGUAGACCUGUCUCGACGGAGGCGAGGCGACGUAGGGCAUGGAGACCUAAACUCUCUACUCUCAAGAUGUAAUUACGAGCAGAGGACGAGAAAGUACAGGGUAGAAAGAGAAUGGAAAGGGUGGUGGGGUGGUGUGGUGUGGGGCCAGGGUAAGAAAUCAUUGAUUGGAUUAACUAGUCUGAGGUGAAGCGAACUCCAGGAGUUUGCAAGAGCUUUCUGUAAGUUUCGUGGGAGUCCUGUCGUUCAGCUGCUGUGCAUGAGGUGAGGUGGGCAGGGCAUUUCUGUUUCCCCAAGAGAAAAGAAGAUUGGUGGGUGGGAGAGAAGGGCCGGUCCAUCAGGAUUGUCACAUCAGCAUCACAGUGCACUUUUGCUUGCCCUCGGACACACAGACUCUGAGGUUUGGGACUUCCGAACCUUUUCCGAGUGGGCACAGACAGAUAGAAGGAAGGACGGGAAAAACUCCGAAACUGGUUCAGUUGCGACUGAAUGCGUCGGUUGAUUGAGCGCUGAGCGCUGAUGUGCAAAGAGGAUGCGGUUAGUUCGUGAAUGGCCUGAGGAUUUCCAGCACGGCAGAAGCAACAAAGAAUCGGAGUAUGGGACUUGUGUUUAGUACUAAGAUACGCUGAUCGACCAGUAUACCCAAGUAGAUCGUGGACAUGGCUACUGGUACGUUGGUUCGUGAGAAUAAAGUAAUCAAAAGCUCUCAGCUUGAUGUAAAAUACGGCCCCAUUUGGGGGCAAAUUUGCCCGUAGCUCCGAAGCUGAUUUCCAGUUGGCUGAUGGAAUUAAGCGUCUCGUAGUCAACUAAUGCCUCAGGUAUAAUGGAGCACUUACCCAGGGAUUCUUUCAGGCAGGAUAGCCAUGCCAUGUUCAGGAUAGCGGAUGGUGAUGGGAGCUUUGUGAAGAAUUCUGUGGACGAUGAUGUAGGUGGUAUCUGGGAUUGGUUACAGUCUAUGGCGGGAGAAUGUGAUCAAAACAUGAGCGAUGUGACAGAAGAAGACAUCGCAAAUGCUCUUGGGGGUGGAGAAGGAGGCAUCAUGGAUCAGAAGCCUUCUUUUGCUGCAUUGGACCGUGAAAUUUUGAGUACUUUGGUCGCUAGCGGUGGGAACCAGAGUACGAAGAAUGACACUUGGUCGAGGCGCAGAUUUGAUGAGUGGAGACUGCAGAAUGGCAUGCCAACAUCAAAGGCCAUAGAGACAAUGGACAUCGAGACUCUUGCGUCUCAAUUACCCACUUUCUUUCAGCAGGUUAUGAAGCAUAACGGUGAUCACUAUCCUUUAGAGAGUCUACUGGGAUUUUAUCGGGGUUUCACUCGUAUAAUGAGAAAGGCACAGGAGGCUCGAAUUUGCGAGACUCGGGUAAUAGAGACACCUUUCGACAUGAGAGCAAACACUUUGUUCCAGCGAACUGGGGUAGCUAUGCUGGAAGCCAUGCGGCGAAGUGUUCUUGCAGGUGCCAACAAGCGACGGAAGAAGCCAUCUGUCGUGUCCUGGGUCAGUGAACAAGCCCUCCUGACGGACAAAGAUCAUCAAGCAUCUCAUCCGUAUGGCUGUUUCCGACGUUGGACAUAUUAUUGUAUAUCCCGGUUCCAGAUCCGAGGUGGGAAAGAGCUUUAUAAUGUUAUGGACUGCGACUUCCAUGAGACAAGGGAUAAGGAUGGGGAUCAUAUUGUCUAUGGUGAGAGAUUGUCAAAGAAUCUAGACUCUUCGGCUGCUCCACCAGCCAGUGCUGCGACUCUCAAAUCAUCGACGAGGGGUACGGGAAAGCGGUUGAAGGUAGAACCGGUUCGGGUGCCUGUGAAGUGCUAUCAAGAGGAUGUUAUUCAUACUUUCAGACAAUUCAUGAAGCAUCAACCAGUGAAAGUUGGUGAUGAAGUUGGGAAACCACGUCAUCUGUUUUUGCAGCCCAUAGGAAACCCUGUCACAAACGCAUGGUUUGCAAAGUCUCAUGUUUCUGAGCGAGUUUUGAUCUCACUAUUCAAGACCAUGGCAGUUGUUGCCGGAGUCAACGUCAAGGAUACCAGCAAUAGGCCUGGAAGACCCAUCUUACCAAGUCCGAUUUUAUUGGAAGCCUCACCAGCAGCAACCAUGAGAGGGGCUGUAACAUCUGCAUAUGGUUUAUAUGGCCGAUAUGACUCCAACGUGGACCUGCAAACUAAUGGUGAACAAAGCGAAACCAUCAAAAGUUGUUAUUCCAGUUGUGGCAAGAGAAAUUAUGAGGAAACUUCCGGAGACACCAGGAAACAGGAGGAAAUCAACCAGCAGUCUUCUGGGACGUCAUCUGCAAGAAGUGAACAUGAUCCUGCAUGCAAUCCACCCAAUGGCGAGGCCACUAACAAGGCCGCUCUUGAAACUUUGGUUGACAGUGAACGUCAACAUAGUAAUGAAGUCAGCAAUGCUAUCACAGACCUUGGUCAUAGUCCUGUCAACAAAUUGCAAAUUGCCAGAAGUCAACUCAAGGAACUGGAAGUAACUCUGUUCAAUAAAAUGGGGUUUAAUGAUGCAGGUGGGAUUACGACAAGUCCUAAAGAUCAAAGUUUACGAGAAACCAUGGAUGUCGCAGUCGCGCAACUAAAAGCGUUGGAAGCGACUCUGAUGUCAAUGGAUACGAACUCAUGAGUUGUUGUGAGGAAUGAGAAGUGAGAUUUUGUCACAACUAUUCUUCAAUUGUAAACACGGUCGAACUACUCCUGGGACACUCUCACCAUCUUAGCUCUUGUCAAGUGGAAGCACUGCAUGGAGCAGGGUCUGCCAGGCCCCAGAUGCGGAUACAGAAUACCUUUUAAGUGGCCAUGUCCAAGUCACGUCUCCGUGUAUUCUUUGAAGGACAACCUCGUGAGAGGUCAACUCAAAAUCGCAACAGCUUUGUGAGGUCGGAAACGAAGACUGAAGCAAUAUACAAACCCCACAUUGCAGUUCAGAGGUUAGACGUUUCAGCCAAAUACAAUUGCCUUCCUCUGCAGUUGCAGGCGUAAGGUGAUUCGUGUUAUAAAGACAUGUGAAGUUAGUUUAGUUAUACCUGAAUGGGAGGGCCUGGCUUUACUUCAAAGCAACCGGGGAUGUGGACCGAAGAAACUGAAGUGGAACUUUUAGUGAAACCCAAAGUUUGCAUCUCAGAAAUAACAACCAUGGUUUGUAGUCGUUGCAUGGCGAUGAGUUGUUCUGCAAAAUUUCCAAGUUUUUAAGUGGCAGUAAGAAAUAACUGCCACUUUGAAACUUGGAUCUUGCGAUUCACACUCAGGUGAGUGUAUGUAGUCGUAUGGGGACGACUGUGAGAGUCAGAUUUUUCUGAGAAAGAAUGCAUGUCAUUAGUGCCGAGUGGCAACAUCCUGGGACCUCAAAUGACGUCUUUUGCUGCACCCCAUUGGCAUAAUUUGGAUAUAUGUUCUCGAGGGAAACCCUUUCCAUGAAUGUGGAGCCAAGUGUACACUGCAUGGGUCUCAAGCCUUUGAGAUCAUCCACUAGCUUUUGUGUAUAGUCAUUUUAUAAUUACCCUAGGUCUUUCAUUCUCUCUUUUUAUUGGAAUAACUAUAGUUGGAUUUCAAACACAUGG
Messenger RNA from Marchantia polymorpha subsp. ruderalis, 4098 nucleotides. The record is from the annotation of a GenBank genome assembly. NCBI's taxonomy places the organism in Eukaryota, Viridiplantae, Streptophyta, Marchantiopsida, Marchantiales, Marchantiaceae.